AGCUACAUCUUGUCUACUACAGCACCGUCCGCCGGCCAUGGCCUGCAAUCGGCCAAACACGGGGCCACGAAGCGCAGGUGUGAAGAGACGCUGGUCCGUUGGUAGCGAGCGAUCGCGCAAGAGUGCACGCUUAGAAGAGAUCCGCCAGAACAGCAGCCAGACUGCGCACACUCCUCAAGAAGCCCUCCCCCGGAAGCGGACACGAACCGACGCGAGCCCACAGGAUGAUCAGGUGGAACAGCUUCGUAAAAGGGCGAAGAUCGAGUGCGCUGAGGAGAUCAGCACGGGCGAGGAAGACCUCGACCCGAUAGCAUAUUGGAGCCAGCACCAUCGGUGGCCUGAUAAGUACUUGGAGGCGUGCGACCCUAUGGCCAACAUACUUGCGCGGAAGAGGUCAACGAGCUCGAGAAGCAGGAAAACCUCAUGGGUGGACCUGGUGACUGCCAGUUCAAUUACCCCAAGCGAUCAGAAGCCAAGAGAGGAGAAGAGCGCCGAUUACAAAACCGUCCGCUAUGAAACUGUGCUAGCCACAAAGGGAAUUUUUAUGGAAAGGUCAAAACUUGGCGUUGCGGAAUCGAGCAGGACGCUGUGCCAGGAUCUUCUGGCCAAUGACCAAACUCUCCCUAAAGAGUCUUUAUUUGACGACGACCUAUUUGAAGAAACUUGUCGGAUGGUGCGAGGCAGGAACGAGGCGAAGAUCAUUCAAGAUAUUACCCGUCUGGUUGUUCCUUCGGCGCAAGUUUUAGCUAUGCGGAGCGGAGGGCAGCUUACAGGACUUAUUGAGAGCGUUAACGAAGGGUGGAAUAACUGCAUCUCGAUAACGAAGACGCGACCACAGCCAGACUACGCAGUUGGCUUCAGACGGGAGGCGUUCACGCAGACGCAGCUAGACCGAAUGCAGCCUGUUGUUGGCGAUCUCAUGGAUCAGUCUUACUUUAUGGCUACUUACUAUAUGUACUUCCCCUUCCUAACAUGUGAGGUUAAGUGCGGCGAUACAGGAUUCGAUAUCGCAGAUCGUCAGAACGCCCACAGUAUGACUAUCGCGGUACGAGCUGUAGUAGAGCUAUUUAGAGCUGUCAAACGCGAAAAAGAGCUUCAUCGGGAGAUUCUCGCUUUCUCGAUCUCGCAUGAUAAUGAGAAUGUCAGGAUCUAUGGCCAUUACGCUGAGGUCGAUGAGCGAGAGCCGAAGUACUACCGCCAUCCAAUUCGCCAAUUCAACUUUACGGAACUAGAUGGCAGAGAGAAAUGGACCGCAUACAAGUUCACAAAGAGCAUAUAUAAUAGCUGGAUGCCGGUACACUUCCAGAGGAUCUGCUCGGCCAUCGAUGACAUUCCCGCAGACGUAAGCUUUGCAUUGUCAGGGUCGGACCUUCAUUUUACGGAGCAAUCGGGACUAUCGCAGGACGUCAGCGCACACAGUAUUGCCUCGUCAAGCGUAGACUCCAGAUCAGUACAGGCACAAGACACACAUUCAAGCGCUGUCGACAAUCCGUCUGGCACCCCGAGCACUUCAUUGGACGGAGGAGUGUUCAAGAAACCGAGAAGGGAUCGUGAUCGAGGGCAGAAGUAAACAGGUACUAGUAAGAAUUACCGAGAACGAUCAAUCAAUUCAUUUGCAUAUCAAUACCUCUCUCAGUGCGAGUCUACUCGAGAAGCAGGAGCAGGCGGGCUCCAAGUCUCAACCAUUGCUUUGUACGAAGCCUUGACUUUAAGCCCUGCCUAUACACUCGUACCCUGAUAGCGGAGCGCAUUGUCAUUUGUCAGAUCGAGCCGCGACAGCCUGCGAAUUGAAACUGUUUGAUCACCUUUUGCAUCAACAUUUCUGAGGUGCUCUUCGCCAGGGGUUUGCCUUUGUUCGCGGAAUGAUAUGAGCCAGAAUGCCGCCAAGCGGG
Messenger RNA from Sphaerulina musiva SO2202, 1892 nucleotides. RefSeq lists its product as uncharacterized. The record is from RefSeq and is a predicted model, not a curated record. Bases 38 to 1570 code for a protein of 510 amino acids. The transcript has a single exon. NCBI's taxonomy places the organism in Eukaryota, Fungi, Ascomycota, Dothideomycetes, Mycosphaerellales, Mycosphaerellaceae.